This is a messenger RNA of Nematostella vectensis (starlet sea anemone), 1884 nucleotides long. RefSeq lists its product as uncharacterized. The transcript has a single exon. The record is from RefSeq and is a predicted model, not a curated record. Bases 13 to 714 code for a protein of 233 amino acids. NCBI's taxonomy places the organism in Eukaryota, Metazoa, Cnidaria, Anthozoa, Actiniaria, Edwardsiidae.
AUUUGCUUUAGCAUGAUGUCAUCCCGGUAUGCAUUGCGACCAGACAUGUUGCUCAAUGCUAAACGUCGUCCCACAGUCUUCCAGUUUUUCCUGCUUGAGACAAACAUGCCACGCAAAGCGAGCCUCAUUCUGCUUGUCUGCUUUGCUAUCCCGGCAGUGUUUGCUGAUUAUUGUUCCGUUUAUGAAAAGUGCGAUGACGGAAGAAUCUGCUGUAACAACCAAUGCGUAUUUGCGAGUACAUGCCAAGGAUACAGAUGUAUUUUCGACUCAGAUUGUAACAAUGGCGGUUACUUGUCUUGCUGCGACGGAUUCUGCCAAUAUGACUGCUUCAACCCAGUACCAGCAAUCGUGGGAAGUCUCGUUGGAUUCGCCAUUCUUGUAGCCGUUAUAUCGCUGCUUGUCUACUUUUGUUGCCGGAGAAGGCGAGCUACUCAAGGAAGUGUUAUUACACCACCACAACAACGCAUCAUAACAACAACAACUACAAGCAGCUAUAACCCUCCGCAACCACCUCCAUAUCAGCAGCCUCCAGGAGUUUACCAAGGACCUCACCAGCCUCCCCCUUAUUGCCAGCCUCCCCCUGGAAACUACUCAGGAUAUGGGGCAAUGGAUCCAAGACAAGGGGGGGCUCAGCCACCCAUGGGACAAAACUUCGCACCACCUCCAUAUACUGCCGAACCUUCCAAGAAUAAUGGUCCACCUUAUCCAGUUUGAAUCAAAACAUGUAAAGACAUUUACAUCGUCACUAGCAGUACUGCAGGUUUAAAUAUUCUGCUAACUAUUGCUGAUGAUUUCCAACAGCUAAAUCCCCUUUCUGGCUUCUGUCACUCAAAAUCCUUGAAGUGAAUUCAUUGGCUAGCUCUGAAAUGGUUUCAAACCAUGCCACCUAUCAGCAAGGUACUGACCAAUCAAAAAAGCAUCAAAUGUAAUUCUGUUAGUUUGAAAAUGCAGUUUAGCUUUUGGAAAUUGCUGACAAGAGUUCACAGCAUAUUUAAAAUCAAAGUUAUAUAACAAAUAUUGCCAUGGCUAAAUUAGAUGGAUUGUUUUAUAGUUUCAAGCUUAUACUUGUUUUCAGUCAUACAUGCACCCCGUGCCUUUCAUUUAUGAGUCACAACUUUCUUAGGUGGAUAUGAAUCUUGACCUUUGAAUUCUUUCAAUUCUGCAUCUAUCACAUCUUUAGACCUAUCAUAACCAAAACAACUUCAAAGUUGAUUGCCUUGUUAACUACUGUUACUGAGAAAAUACUGAUGAACACAAAGUCAGCAAUUGAAUUAAGUUCUGUGAAAUGGCUCACUUCACCAAAAAAAAUUACAACUCGGAAAUGGAAAACACAAGCUGUAUGUUUGCCAUUUUGCUUGGCAAAUUAGGGACUUGAAAUAAUGCUUAUACAGAUUCUAGCAGCACUUAAGGUAGUUUUCUAUUUGAUCAUGCUUUGACAACAUACAUGUUACAACAUGAAGGCUUUUUGAUAAAAUUAAUAGCUAAUGGUGCAAAAAUUAAGUAGCCGAUAAUCAGCUUUUUAGCCUUUUAUAUUAUUGAUAUAUUUCUGAAAACAGUUUUCUAGAAAGAGUUAUCAGGAAAACCAGUUUGAAUCUAUCUGUGAAUGAGAAUGUACCCUAUUUUACUAUCUAUAGUUUUAAUAUAGUAUCACAAUUCCAGAGAAAAGAAAUGUAACAUUUAGUAUGUUGUAUAUUAGAGUAAAACGUGUCCAAGGGACACACCCCGCCCUUCUAGCAGCCAAAAAUACAGUAAAUGUAUGAUACAUUAUCUAAAAUGCAGAAGAAAAUGCCUUGAAAAGGCCACUGUUAAAUGUAUGUAAACCCCUAAAAUGUAGGGGAAAAGUACCAAAUAUAUAGUGUUACAUAAAAUUACAUUAUAGUUGAA